Messenger RNA from Manis javanica (Malayan pangolin), 2019 nucleotides. The record is from RefSeq and is a predicted model, not a curated record. Lineage: Eukaryota; Metazoa; Chordata; Mammalia; Pholidota; Manidae.
AUCUGCUCAGAAUCCUGGAGUCAUUCUUACAGCUGGGAUAAUUUUACACAGGUCUUUUGUAGGGAGCAAAUGUUUCUAUUUUUCCUCAACAAACAUAAUUGUGUACUUUGGGGUUGCAUUUGGAAAUUUUUUUUCAGAAAAUAGAUGACUACUGGUUUACAUAAUCCAGAUUGAAUAAAUACACAGUUAUUAAUUAAACCUAAAUCCAGAAUUUCCUAACUUCUAAUCCACAAAGCAAGUACAGACAUCUUGGGAGUUGCAUUUGAGGUGCCAGAACACUAGAAUGAAUGGAAAACAACGGCAGCAUGCUAUAGAUGCUGAACAAAAUGCGGCCGAGCUGUUGCCCAGAAAUCCAUACUGCUCAAAUGAAGGAACACCCUGUGGUUGUACAUUGCCCAGUGUGACCCUCCAGCCACAGUGGGUUACAACAAAGCCAUGGCCACUCUGGAAAACAUUUCUGGUGUGUCUGUUGGCCUGUCUAAUUGCUACCACUCUUGUUGUUCUGGUCUUAUAUUUUGUCCACUCUGCCAAGCCCACCAGCAGCACCACCAUCAUCAUUCAUGCAGAUGGAAAGUCCAGUCAUGUCACCUGCAUUCCUGGUUCUACCCCAUCCCCUGCUGCAUCGACCCAGCAUGGAUCUCUGAGUAUUCUGCCUUCCGCUCCUGUCACCAGCCAAAGCCCCUCCACCAAGAUGUCUCCAUCUGCUUUGGUGACAAUGAAAGCCACAACAUGGGACCAUGAAAUUAUCAUUGAAGAUAAAAAAUGACACGUUUGAGCCCUUAGCCCUCCUCAAGCAGAUCAACACCCUUACCCUGAAGGGGGCACGUCCAAGGUGCUCCCUCCUCCCUGCCAAGAGCUUCCAAAGCUUUGGCUUUAUGAAAUCCUACUCCUUUUGUUCAGUCAUUUGCUGGAUACCCAUAGGUAAUGCUUCAUUUGUGGGUCCUCCAAUGUGCAAAAGACUGGAAAAGAAACACCUCCAGUUGUGCCAGGUUGAUUCACCCUGGCAGGGGCCUAGAGCUUUCUCGUUACCCCUGUGUAACCAACUUCAGCUUCCAUUAAUGGGGAUCGUAACUGCUGGAGAGGUGGCAGGUGGAUCCUGCUCUACUUGAGUCCCUCGUGCUGGCUCUUAAACCAGUGUCUAGUUGGUUGACUAUUUUCAGCAUUUGUAUUCCAGUAGGGAAAGAUGGACAUGUUAAAUUAAAGUGGUAAAUGAGCCCAAAUUAUUAAAUACCUGUUGAUCAUUACAGAAGUGUCCCUCCUAUUGGGAAACUGGAAAAACAGGAGAGAUCAAUGGAGUCAGUAAUAAUCAGUGGAGAUUUCAGACAAGGUUUGGAAGUUGAAAAAGAGUGGAAGUUUGGACAUAAGUACAGAUAAUGAAAAUGGAAAAUGAGGGAGCUAAGGGGACAUAAUAGAUUGAAAAUCAAAAGCACAUUCAGAAAAACUUCAAAUUAACAUGUAAUAUAUUUUAUAUGUCUGCACUUUUUCCCCGAUAUUGUCAUUAUUCCAUAUUUGGUAUUUUGCUUAAUCUCUAAACUAGUAUAAACUACUACUUAUACUAUUUGAACUCCUAAAUUGUUUUGUACUCUGUAUUAUAACUUUGAGGCACUUCGCUUAUAAUUUGCUAUGAAAUACAAGACUGUUCAGUGUUAGAUAUGUUCUGAGUGUUUAAUACUCACUAGAAGCAUAUAUACUUCAUUCUGGAAAAGACUUUAGAAUGAAAUCACAGCAUUCCCAUUGCACCCCCAACCUCUAAACUCUACAAAAGGGGAAGACUUUCUCAGGGAAGGGGGCCCACUAGCCGAAGACCCAGACCCUGGAGUGGACACUAGAGCCUGGAUAUUCAGCUUCCAACUUUUGAUUCUCUUUUGAACAUCAUUAGAGGUUCUAAAUAGGUUCCCAAAGUGUUGUUUUGUUGUCCAAGGUUUCCUAAAGCAAAAUUUUGUGUUCUGUAUAACUCUAGGUUGAUUUGGUACAGUCAGUAGUAAGCCAUAUAGCAUAGACCUUGAGGCCUAUUGAGCA